Messenger RNA from Oxyura jamaicensis (ruddy duck), 601 nucleotides. RefSeq names its product FANCD2 opposite strand (gene FANCD2OS). The record is from RefSeq and is a predicted model, not a curated record. The transcript has a single exon. Lineage: Eukaryota; Metazoa; Chordata; Aves; Anseriformes; Anatidae. Bases 1 to 447 code for a protein of 148 amino acids.
AUGGCGGGCGGUUACCAGCUGUGGGCGCCCCGCUCGCCCCUGGACGAAGCGCUGCUCUGGCUGCGGGGCGCGCCGCCUCCCGCUCUCCAUGCCGCCACCGUUUCGGCGCAUCCCUUCCGCGGGGGCUGCCUGCCGCCAGUGGCGGCGGGCGGGUUGCGGGGCCGCGGGGCGGCGCUGCGGCGGCCGCAGGCCGUGAGGCUGCGGGGCCUCGACGCCGUCUUCGGGCGGCCGGUGACGGCGCAGCCGCCGCGCUGGAGCGGCUCGCUGCGGGUGUCAGAGCGCUCGGCCUUCUGCCGGGUAGUGACCCCGCGGCAGCCGGGGCCCGGCGGGCUGCGGGAGGCCGAGGCCCGGCUGGCCGCUGCCAUGUGCCGCAGGAUGCUGCGUGCCAUCCUGCUGCUGUACACCGCCUACAAGAUGUGUGCCUUCGCCCUGCAGCACUCACGAUGAGAGCCCUUGGCACGCUUGGCAUCCUCCAGGGGGUAACCCGCAUCUGGCUUGGCUGGACGCUUUGGGGUGCUGGCUGCCUUGGAACCGUGCUGAAGCCUCACUGCACAAAGCACACUAUGAAACCUGACCUGGUGCAGCCAGUGCCUCGCUUGUG